CUUCCUUGUUGGACCGGGUAGGAAAUGGGAUUCAUCUGCUAAUAUUCUCCUUGUGUUCUUUUCUAGUUCUGGGUUGCUGAUCCAGUUCUAUUUUUCUUUCUUUAUAUAUAUAAUACUAACCAGACUCUAAUUUACUAUUUUUUCCACUUUAGAACCUUGGUUAUCGUACUUGUUCUGGCUCGUAAUCUGGUUUUGAACCGGAUUCAUCACGUGAAAAUUUCAAAAAAUUGUUAAUAAUUUAUUUCCUUCUUACUCCUCUUUUUAUCCUUUAUCACUCUCGCCCCUUCUUUCCCAUUUCAACCUGUCCACAAGCUCUCACGUCGCCACCUGAUCUUUGUCCUUUUUUAAUCUCUAUUUCAGCGAUUCUUUUGAGUGGAGAUAUGUUGGGUUCUUGUGAGAAGCUGGUCAUCUCUUCUAACUCGAACGAAUGGCCACAGAAAGCAGAUGAGACGGGAUUGAUGGCUUCAAGUGGAAGGAUCAUGGAGAAACCUGCCCCAGAGCAGGCCCUCAAGUGUCCUCGUUGUGAUUCCUCCAACACCAAAUUCUGUUACUAUAACAACUACAGCUUAUCUCAGCCUAGGCAUUUCUGCAAAGCCUGUAAGCGUUACUGGACCAGAGGUGGAACGUUGCGUAACGUUCCGGUCGGCGGAGGGUGCCGGAAGAACAAGAGGGUGAAGAGGUCCUCAACAUCUACUGAUGCUUCUUCUUCUUCUUCUUCUCAGCCUACCAGAACGCAACCAUCACCGCCACCACCUCCCCCUCCUCGGAUCGAUGUGUCUACGGCUUCCAACCACAUUAGUUCUUUGUUUUACGGCCUACCCACCACUCCUUCUGACAUUAAUCUUCCAUUUCCGAGCUUCCACUCAAGAGUUUCUAACGUGGACACUUCAUGUACUGGCUACAAUCUCCAGCCUCAAUUGAAUGCUCUCGGACUGGGCUUCUCGUCGACCACUUUGACUAGUGGGGAUGCCCACGGAGACGAAUACCGAACUGGGUUUAAUCCUAGCACUCAAAUCCAAGAUGUUGUUACUUCGAAUUCUCUUCUCUCGAACUACUCAUCACUCCUUGGAUCUUCAUCUUCUACAUCAACCGCUUCUCUACUAGCUUCUAGCCUUCAGCAGCAAAGACUCAUCUUGGGUAGUCUGAAUCUGAAGGAGAGGCGAUCGGCAAAUAGCUUUCAGGCCUUGUUACCCUUUGAAGACCUACAGGUGGCCGGGAACGGCGAUCCUGGGAUGGUAGUGAAAGAAGUGAAGAAGGAAGAAGUGAACGGAAGAAUGAGCAGCAACGUGGAUUGGAAUGUCCCUUGCCAGAAUCCAGUAGAAGCAGUUGGAUCAACCGAUCCAUCUCUCUAUUGGAACUCGACAACUGUUGGUGCUUGGCCUGAUCUCAACAAUUUUGGGUCUUCAGUCACCUCUUUGAUUUGAUCAUCAGGGCCAAAAGAAAAACAAUAUGAUCAUCAUCUAUCAUUCAUGAAUCAUGACUUCCUCUCUCUCUUUUUAAAUCCUAUUGGUCUUUUUAUUUAGUUAGGUUUUCUGUGGGUUAAUUUCUUCUUGUAGUGAACUUCAUGCCAACAGCAUGGAAUGGUGGAAAUUCAGAAACAAGGAAUUUGGAAUGAAGCCUACAACGGGAGGAGAUCAGAUCGGAGCGAUCAUGUCAGUUGCAAACACCACAGCCUGUUCUUUUAGUCUUCAAGGUUGACAUAAACUGUUUGCUCUGAGAGGAACCUCGGAUCAUCUUCCUCUCAUCGUCUCUGAAUCAUCGUCAUCAUCAAUUAAAGUGCUUAAGGGUUUCCUUGGGGGAAGGAUCCUUGAGAAAAAAAAAAAAAAAAAGAAAAGGUGCAUUUCCUGUAUGUAUAUAAGCAUGACAUUGCAUUUCUUUCUAAUGUAUAUGUCAUUAGGUGGUGGGGCAAAAGGGGGUUAAUGGAUAUACAUGUUGCAGUCCUCAAGGAAGAACUAAUAAGUUCUCUCUCUCUCUCUCUCUCCCUCCUAAUUCUUUUUCUUUCUUCCUUAUUGUUUUGGUUCAUGGGAAAGGAUUGGGUAUAGUACUAUAGAAGAGAGGAAGAUUUGUUAAUGCAAUGUGGAGUAGUCAAUGUGGUUGGACAAUGUUACAUGUUGUUAAUUAACUUUGGUUGGUUUCCUGAUAGUGUUGAUAAAAGCUGUGGUUUUGCGGUA
Nelumbo nucifera (sacred lotus) is the source of this 2171-nucleotide messenger RNA. Its product is annotated as dof zinc finger protein DOF1.4-like. Lineage: Eukaryota; Viridiplantae; Streptophyta; Magnoliopsida; Proteales; Nelumbonaceae. The record is from RefSeq and is a predicted model, not a curated record. Gene Ontology annotation, biological process: regulation of DNA-templated transcription. Gene Ontology annotation, molecular function: DNA-binding transcription factor activity; DNA binding.